AUGUCAUCUGACCUCGUCAGUAGAGGAUACUUGUCAACCAUACUCAGCCCAUCAGGCGAACAAUGGAAGAAGAUGAGGAAAAUACUCACUUCCGAAGUUCUCUCACCUGCUAGACACCAUUGGCUUCAUGGCAAGAGAGCCCAAGAAGCUGAUCAUCUAGUCCACUACGUGUACAGCCAAUGCAUGAACUCCGUGACUGCAGGUUUAGUAAAUGUUAGAGUCAUUGCCCGGCACUACUGUGGGAAUGUGAUAAGAAAAUUGAUUUUUAAUAAAAGGUUUUUUGGGGAGGGGAGGGAAGAUGGGGGACCAGGUGCUGAAGAAAUAGAGCACAUUAAUUCCUUAUUUACCAUCCUUAAAUACCUUUUCUCAUUUUGCAUCUCUGAUUAUGUCCCAUGUUUUCGUGGCCUUGCGGACCUGGAUGGUCAUGAGAAAAUAAUGAGGACAGCCCUUGGAAUUGUGGUCAAAUAUCAAGAUCCUCUGGUUGAUGAAAGAAUCAAAAAAUUGGCAAAUGGUUGCAAGAAAGAGGAGGAGGACUUGCUUGAUGUCCUUAUUACUCUCAAAGACUCGGAUGGCUGUCCCCUACUCUCACCACAAGAGAUCAAAUCACAAAUUGUUGAACUAAUGAUAGCAACAGUGGACAAUCCUUCAAAUGCGGUAGAAUGGACGCUUGCUGAGAUGUUAAAUAAACCAGAGGUACUGAAGAAAGCAGUGGAGGAACUAGACAGAGUUGUAGGGAGAGAGUGGCUAGUUCAAGAAUCAGAUUUUAUCAAGCUCAAUUAUGUGAAGGCUUGUGUGAAAGAGGCAUUCCGCCUCCAUCCAUUUGCACCUUUUAACCCUCCUCAUGUGUCAAAGAAAGACACAACUGUGGCAAACUAUUUCAUACCUAAGGGCAGUCACGUGCUGUUAAGUCGUCCAGGACUUGGGAGAAACCCUGGGGUUUGGGAGGAUGCACUAGAAUUCAAGCCAGAGCGCCACCUCCAGAACGAUAGCUCCAGUGUGGCAUCUACUGAUCCAAACCUGCGCCUAUUGUCAUUCAGCAUAGGAAGGAGGGGAUGUCCAGGUGUUACUCUGGGGACCUCUAUUACUACCAUGCUUAUGGCAAGGCUCCUCCAAUGUUUCACUUGGAACUUACCACCCACCCUAUUCAUGAUCGACCUUCGUGAGUCUGAGGAUGACCUCAUUCUUGCUCAACCUCUUGUUGCUCUUGCAGAACCACGGUUGAGUGAAAACUUGUACACUUCAUCUUUGUCGAUAUAG
Messenger RNA from Thlaspi arvense, 1257 nucleotides. The record is from the annotation of a GenBank genome assembly. Lineage: Eukaryota; Viridiplantae; Streptophyta; Magnoliopsida; Brassicales; Brassicaceae.